AUGCAAGCUGCAGGAAUAAUUUCCAUGAAGAUUCGCCAAAGCCCCUUUUGUGGGGCUUUGGCUCCUCCUUCUUGUCUUAAGGCUGAGGGGACGCACGCAGCGGACUCCCGUCCUCAAAGGACGACGGGCAUCGAAAAGAGGGACGAUGUGGGGUCCCGGGACUACCACAAGAGGCCUCAGAUUGUGGAUAUAGGGAAUAGGAGCACAGUGAUAGAGUUUAUCCUCGUGGGCUUUGAGCAGAGCUCCCCUUCCACUCGGGCAUUGCUCUUUGUCCUCUUCCUAGCCCUCUACAGCCUUGCCAUGGCCAUGAAUGGCCUCAUCAUCUUCAUCACCUGGAGAGAUCCCAGGCUUAACAGCCCCACGCAGUUCCUUGGCCACCUGUCCUUCCUGAAUAUCUACUUCGUUCCUACCACCAUUCCACCUGGUGGAAUGCUGAUGCUGAUCCACCUGGUGGUCAAGAACUGUGUUCUCUCCUUUGCCUCGUGCUUGACCCACAUGUAUCUGGUUUUUGGUGUGGGUGUGGCUGAGUGCAUCCUCUUGGCUUUCAUGGUCUAUGACCGUUAUGUUGCUAUCUGCCACCCACUUAGCUAUGCCCAGACCAUGAGCCAGCAGGUCUGUGUGAGGCUGGUGAGUACUGCCUGGUUCUUUGGGCUGGUGAACGGCAUCUUUCUUGAGUAUAUGGCAUUCCAGAAUCCCUUCUGCAGAGAAAACCACAUAGAAAACUUCUUCUGCAAGGCCCCCAUAGUGAUUGCUCUCUGUGGAGACCCCCAGUUUAGUCUGAGAGUCAUCUUUGCCGAUGCCAUCGUGGUGCUGCUCAGCCCCAUGGUACUCAUUGUCAUCUCUUAUGCCCACAUCCUGGCCUCCAUCCUGGGCAGAGCCUCCUCCUCUGGUCUGGGGAAGACCUUCUCUACUUGUGCCUCCCAUCUGACUGUGGUCAUCUUUUUCUACACCUCGGCCAUGUUCUCUUACAUGAACCCACGCAGCACACAUGGUCCUGACAAAGACAAGCCUUUCUCUCUCCUCUACACCAUCAUCACCCCCAUAUGCAACCCCAUCAUCUUCAGUUUUUGAAAUAAAGAAAUGAAAGGGGCCAUGGUGAGGGCCCUUGGGAGGAGCAGCUUUUCCCAGGCAGAGUCUAUAGCCUAUAGUCUAUAUAGGAUCUAUAAGCACACUUAA
Balaenoptera musculus (blue whale) is the source of this 1176-nucleotide messenger RNA. Its product is annotated as olfactory receptor 10AD1. Lineage: Eukaryota; Metazoa; Chordata; Mammalia; Artiodactyla; Balaenopteridae. Gene Ontology annotation, biological process: G protein-coupled receptor signaling pathway. Gene Ontology annotation, molecular function: olfactory receptor activity; G protein-coupled receptor activity. The record is from RefSeq and is a predicted model, not a curated record. Gene Ontology annotation, cellular component: membrane.